CUCUGCACGAACACACCGCCACAAUUGCUCCUAUGCUGACUUUCUCACAACGUAGCAAAGCACAUAUUAGGCUGCCUGUCAAUCGAUGAGGUACCAAUAUUGCAAGCUCCGUCAAAGCGAUAGGAAGUCAUGGCUACUACAUUCAUCUCUUGGGAAAUGAUUCCAACGGAGAUCGGUCCUGUCUGAAGCGAUCUCACUUACUUGACGUCGCCACAUUGCCUCCAGCGAGUCUGCCGCAAUAAAUUCUCAGGGUCCCAAUCUCCACCUUGGCAAGCAUCAUACAUUUAACCUGUCAUUCCAAGCUUUCAUUUUCCACAUAGAAUGCACAGCCGAAAAAUCGACGCUGCUUGAAUCGUGAUGGCUCCAAUUGGCUCGUCAUUUCCUUGGGCUCCGGCCGAGGCAUGGGCUGAGCACCGUAAGACCAUCACGGAGCUAUAUCUACGUCGAAUGAUGAGGUUGGAAGACGUGAUGGAAGUUAUGGCACGUGAGUAUAAUUUUCACGCCACUCUUAAGAUGUACAAGACGCGCUUCAAGAAAUGGGAUUUGGUGAAGAACAAAAGAUCAGCACAAGUCUUUACAAGGAGCGGUUCUGUUAUCGCCAUGGGAAAUUCACGCUGCCUUCAAAUGACACCAAAACUAGCAGCUCCAGACUUCUAUAAAAAUCCUGAGGACGCUUUUCGCUUCAUGAGUAUUUAUUUCAACACCGUCAGGUUUCGAGACCGAAUGCCCUCUACACAGGGUAACACCGUUGUCCUGGUGCCUGUGACUGCUGAGUGGGCAGGUUAUUUGGGAAUAGUGAAGUGUUUGUUCUCACUCGGUCGUCAUCACCAAGCUUUCAAGAUUGUUGAUAUGUGCUGCCACCGGUACAAGACUGUGCUGAGUUCACAGGACCUCUCUCUACCUGAUAUUACUGUCAGAGCCCUUAUGACUCUUUCGGGGCUUGAUUCUAGCCUUGUAGAGUUGUUUUUCAGGUUCGUCUGUAACAUGUCCCAGAUCGUCCUUGGGCCAUUUCACCCUUUUAGCACACUGCUCUCAAAAAUAAAGCAGGCUGGCCCAGGUAACCUGGUCUAUUGCAUAAAUGCCGCGUUUCAGUAUUAUGUCAAAAGCUUGGUCUAUAUUCGACCGCAUCCUAUGGUAUUGAACUUUGGAGACUACUUCCGGGACCUGAUCGACAAUAAAUUUAUGAAUGCGGACAAUAUGUAUCAUCAACUGUCAGACAUUAGUGGAGUUAAGGAGCGGGUCAACAAGGGUUUCAAAAUCGUAUAUAUAUUCAACAUACCGUUCAAUUACCUCUUAAAUAGAAUUUAGCUAGUUAAAGCACUUAAUAUUACCUUAAACUAAUCCCUUAAACAUAUUAUAA
This is a messenger RNA of Xylaria bambusicola, 1360 nucleotides long. Its product is annotated as Clr5 domain-containing protein. The coding region runs from base 358 to 1308 and encodes 316 amino acids. The record is from RefSeq and is a predicted model, not a curated record. Lineage: Eukaryota; Fungi; Ascomycota; Sordariomycetes; Xylariales; Xylariaceae. The transcript has 2 exons.